Molecule: messenger RNA, 1398 nt
Organism: Haliotis rubra (blacklip abalone)
Lineage: Eukaryota; Metazoa; Mollusca; Gastropoda; Lepetellida; Haliotidae
Exons: 6
Coding region: 228-680 (150 amino acids)
Source: RefSeq, a predicted model, not a curated record
ACACACUAGGAGACCUCUGCGAGGCGGUCGGGAAUGAUGUAUGUUCUUUCAAUCAGGUCUGUGAUAAAACGAAUCAACUCUGCUACCAUCGUUGUGAGUUCCUAAACUGUGGGGACCAUGGAGAAUGUCAAGUUGCUGGUAUAGAUGAGAACUCCAUUCAAGCACAAUGCCAGUGUUCGAGUGACAGCUUGUACGACUACAGCGGCGAAAAGUGUCAGACUCAGGUGAUGAACUGGAUGUAUAUACUGAUCAUAACCUGCAGCAUCGGCGGAGGCAUCAUCCUCAUCCUCGCUGUCGCCGUCAUCUACUGCUGUCUCAGAAGAAGGAAGGGACCCAAGACAGACCGGUCAUUGCUUGACGGUUACUCUGAAGGGGGACACGAUAUUUCACUGCAAGACUUCAAUCAGCGCCGAUCCCUGAUAAACCCACGCUUCAAAACCGGUUACACCAACAUGGCGCAUAGCAACGAGGGUUACCAGCCAGAUGGCUACGAUCCGUACUCCUACCAGUCAGAAAACAGGUCAUGGCUUCAUUCGGUGGAAGCCCAGAGCGCCAUGGAGAAGCAGCACAGAGCCGAGAAGGGCUUCCAGUCAGGCUUCCCCAGCAUUGAUUCCGACAGGAGUUUCUCUAUAAAGAGGCCACAGGUGUCUCCGAGAGCUGUAGGAGAUGAGCAACUCUAGGACAAGGAGGCAAAAUUCCAAGAAGGCAGAUUCCUGGUUCUUCCAAGUUGCUGGAAAUUCCAUUGUGGAAGCACUCCUGGAAAUGGUUCACCAAGGAUCAGACAGUUGUUGAAGUCAUGCAUGCCCUUUGGUCAGCGAUAACCAUGGCUCCAUUCUGAUCAAAGAACCAGUGUCAUAUUUUCAAGAAUUUACAUCAUCGGACGAGUGCAUAUUGUGUUGUCACUUUCACACGAACAUUUCAUCAACUCAAAGAGAAAAUAUGAAUGUCAUUCCACUCAUUUCAUCUUACGAAAAAGUAUUAUGCAACAUUACACAACAUAACCAGCCUUAUAUGUCCGCGGCAAUGUUUUGUGUUUUUACUGCAGACAGAAUAUACUUCAUUAAUAAUGUUGAACAUAUAGACUCUCAUGUAUCCACUACUGGUAAUCAUCUCGUAUCAGAUUAAAAAAAAUAUUUUUUAAUCUCAAAAUGAACAUAACAUCACUGCUAUUACUUUACAUAUAGUGAUCAUGAAAUUAAUUUUAAUAGUUAUAUUGAAUGAACAAUUGUUACAGUGGAGAGUAUUGGUGUUAUUUUGAUAUCAGUUUCCAAAUGGCAUCAACACCACGGAUGGACCUAACUGUCUGAAUUGUCUGUUGUGUGUGAUAUAUAAAGGUGCUGUUACUGCCGCGUAUGAUAACAUUAUUGUAAGAUUGUUAUAUGUAACACCAUAACAAAA